This is a messenger RNA of Owenia fusiformis, 1464 nucleotides long. NCBI's taxonomy places the organism in Eukaryota, Metazoa, Annelida, Polychaeta, Sabellida, Oweniidae. The record is from the annotation of a GenBank genome assembly.
GUAUCAUUGCUUAACAUUUCAUUGAUUUUCUGUUCAAUAACCGCCAGAGAUCGUUGGAGACUUUUGAUUUCAAAGGACUCGUUGGAGUUUUGUUGAUAGACAACGCAGAAAAGUCCAGAAGGAUCUCUAUGUACAAGGAAGAAUGCAUAGCAAGACGAGAUCAUUGCAUUCAAUUAUGAAUAUGAUAUAUAUUUUGGCCUUUAUUGGUCUAGCGUUGACAAUAUCUUCCCAGGCUGGUACCUUGCUAAAGAGAGGAGUACACAGUGAAUCUUUGGUAGGGUACAUACUGGAAAGUAUGAUGGUAGAUAGUUUGGCUAAAUGUAGCAUAUUAUGCGAAGCAAAUGAUGAAUGUUAUUCGUUCAACUUUGAGCUGGGAUCAACAUCUGGAUUAUCGCAAUGUGAUCUGGUAUCUUGUAAUGCAGAUCAGAAUAAACCUGUAUUGCCGUCUAACGCACCUUUGAUUUACUAUGGCCAGGUUUCUGGUGGAGCACCGUUAUGUGAUGCAUGUCUGCACGUAAUGUGCCAGAAUGGUACGAGUUGUGUCGAAACGGGCCCGUUUCGCUCUAAUUUCACAUGUCUGCCAAUAAUAGAUGAGGACUGUGGGGCAAUUCCUACAUUCACAGGUCCCAGAGAUAUCCAAAGCACAGACGGGAGAGUCGUCCGAGCUUACUGUGACCAGGGAUGGACGUACAUCAUGAAGAGGUUUGACGGGAGCCAGGAUUUCUUCCGCAGCUGGGUUGAAUAUCAACAAGGCUUUGGUGAACCUUACAACGAACACUUCAUCGGACUUGAUAAUCUUGCUAGCAUAUUAAAGCAAAGAGGUUAUAAAGUUCGAUUUGACCUAACAACAUGGCCGACAGUUCCCACAUCUCAAACUGGCUUCGCGGAAUAUUCCGUUUUCAACAUGGCUGACGAGAGUGACAAAUACCGCCUUAACAUCAGUGGGUAUUCCGGAACAGCGGGAGAUUCAAUGGCGUAUCACAAUGGAAAACAAUUCUCUACAUACGACCAGGACAAUAAUGGCAAUGACUGUGCCAAUACAUACAAAGGUGCUUGGUGGUACCGUGGAUGUCAUAGGGCUAAUUUGUUUGGCCAGUACACGAAUGGAGAGAAUUGUCCAAAUUAUGCAACAUGCAUGACAUGGAGAUAUUGGCCAGAUGACAUUGCAUCGCCUGAUAACACCUAUAAUACUUUCAAAGAGGUUUCUAUGAAGAUAUUUCGAGUUUGAUCUUUUUGAACAGUGAACAUUGACAACCUUACGAGUAGGUUUACUUUCCUAAUUCUUUGACAUAUACAAGACACAAGUCUACUGUUUCGAUGUCGAAAAAGGUAACUACUAUAUUAUCAUAUUUUGAUAAUACAGAACAGCUCAAAUGCAUAGAAAAAAUGAAAUAACAAACAUACAGAAAAACAGUGAAUAAUAAAACAAAUAUUUAAUUCUAUCUUCAUCACUAUCACAAGAUG